GUGUGUCUGCAAAUUUUGGAAAAAUCUAAUAGAUAGUCCUGCUUUCAUUUCCAUUCAUUUAAAACACAACAAGGGCAAUGCCCGUAUGGUUGUAUACUAUCACAAUGAGCUUAGGGACAUGGGGCACAUCGUCUUGUUCCCGGACAAAACACUUACGGUGCCCACAUAUCACAAUAUGGGGAUAUCCUUCCCCGUAUUUAAUCGGCUUGGUGGUCCUAUUAACGGUGUUUUUUGCCUAUGUGACGGACUUGAUCGCAUUGCUAUGUGGAAUCCCGCGACAAGAGCAUUCAGGGCUCUGCCAUUGUGGUGCACGAAAUUAUUUCCGCGUGACUGGAUCCCUCGUCACUGCGGCUUUGGAUUCGGGUUAGAUCCCACCAAUGAUGAUUACAAGGUAGNCUGA
Ilex paraguariensis (yerba mate) is the source of this 400-nucleotide messenger RNA. NCBI's taxonomy places the organism in Eukaryota, Viridiplantae, Streptophyta, Magnoliopsida, Aquifoliales, Aquifoliaceae. The record is from the annotation of a GenBank genome assembly.